AUGGCGGCAGCAAGCAUCAUGCCUCCACACACAAACCCACCACCUCCAGCCACAGCGCGUGAUCCCACCGCUACCGUCUCCGAUCCCCAACGCCACCGAGACGCACCGACGCCGUCCCUCCGCGCGCUCUUCCUCCGCGCCGUGGACCCGUCCCGCCCCUCGUCAUGGUCCACGGCCGUCGCGGACCUCCUCUCAUCCGGCGACCCCGUCGCGGCGCUGGCCGCGUUCGCCGCCGCCCUCCGAGCCAACCCCGCUGCGCUCCGGCCGGCCCUGCCCCCGGCCCUCCGCGCCGCCGCCGCCGCCACUUCCCUCUCCGCCGGCCGCCAGCUCCACCUCCUCGCGCUACGCUCGGGCCUCUUCCCCUCCGAUGCCUACUCCGCCUCCGCUCUCCUCCACAUGUACUACCAUUGCUCCCGCCCCCUCGAUGCCCGCAGGGCGUUCGACGAAAUCCCCGCCCCCAACCCCGUCAUUGUCACUGCCAUGGCGUCCGGUUGCGUGCGCAACAACCUCGUAUAUACCGCGCUCUCUAUCUUCCGCUCCAUGGUCGCCUCUGAUUCUGCGGGAGUGGUUGACGAGGCGGCUGCACUGGUAGCGCUCUCUGCAUCUGCUCGUGUCCCUGACCGUGGCAUUACUGGUGGUAUUCAUGCACUUGUCUCCAAGAUUGGCUUGGAUGGGCAUACAGGGUUAGCAAACACGAUGCUAGACGCUUAUGCAAAGGGCGGUGGUCAUGACCUGGGGGCGGCGAGGAAGCUCUUUGAUAUGAUGGAGAGGGAUGUGGUGUCCUGGAACACGAUGAUUGCAUUGUACGCCCAGAAUGGACUGUCAACAGAGGCACUUGGGUUGUAUAGCAAGAUGCUGAUUGUGGGAGGUGGUGUUAGAUGCAAUGCAGUAACCUUGUCGGCUGUGCUACUAGCCUGUGCGCAUGCGGGGGCAAUACAGGCUGGAAAACGCAUCCAUAAUCAGGUGGUAAGAAUGGGGUUGGAGGACAAUGUCUAUGUCGGGACUUCUGUAGUUGAUAUGUACAGCAAGUGUGGAAAAGUUGAAAUGGCAUGGAAGGCCUUUCAAAAAAUUAAGGGAAAGAAUAUCCUUUCAUGGUCUGCCAUGAUUGCUGGCUAUGGCAUGCAUGGAUAUGGCCAAGAAGCCCUUCAUGUUUUCACUGACAUGAGGAAGUCAGGGCUAAAGCCAAACUACAUAACCUUUAUCUCAGUUUUAGCUGCUUGCAGUCAUGCUGGUCUUUUGAAUGAGGGCCGUUAUUGGUACAACACCAUGAAAACUGAGUUCGGAAUUGAACCUGGUGUCGAGCACUAUGGAUGCAUGGUGGAUCUUCUUGGCCAUGCUGGUUGUCUUGAUGAAGCUUAUGACCUUAUUAAAGAAAUGAAAGCCAAACCUGAUGCUGCUUUGUGGGGAGCUCUUCUUAGUGCAUGCCGAAUCUACAAAAACGUUGAGUUGGCGAAAAUUUCUGCAGAAAGAUUGUUUGAGUUGGAUGCAACUAACUCUGGGUAUUAUGUUCUCUUGUCAAAUAUAUAUGCAGAAGCUGGAAGGUGGAAAGAUGUGGAAAGAACGAGAGUUCUGGUUAAAACCAGAGGAAUAGAAAAGCCUCCAGGGUAUAGCUCGGUUGAGUUGAAAGGUAAAAUCCAUUUGUUUUAUGUUGGGGACAAGAGUCAUCCACAGUACAAGGAAAUCUAUGCUUAUUUGGAGAAACUGCUUGAGAGAAUUCAAGAAGCAGGCUAUGUACCAAACACAGGUUCUGUUCUUCAUGAUUUGGAUGUAGAAGAGAGAGAAUCCAUGUUGCGCAUCCAUAGUGAAAAGCUUGCUGUUGCGUUUGCCCUGAUGAACUCUGUACAAGGGUCAGUAAUCCAUGUCAUAAAGAAUCUCCGGGUCUGCACUGAUUGCCAUGCAGCAAUAAAGAUUAUUACAAAGCUUACUGGACGAGAGAUUAUUGUUAGAGACAUAAAGCGCUUUCAUCAUUUCAAGGAUGGGUUAUGCUCAUGUGGGGAUUAUUGGUGA
Messenger RNA from Miscanthus lutarioriparius, 2007 nucleotides. The record is from the annotation of a GenBank genome assembly. NCBI's taxonomy places the organism in Eukaryota, Viridiplantae, Streptophyta, Magnoliopsida, Poales, Poaceae.